Molecule: messenger RNA, 2316 nt
Organism: Closterium sp. NIES-65
Lineage: Eukaryota; Viridiplantae; Streptophyta; Zygnematophyceae; Desmidiales; Closteriaceae
Source: the annotation of a GenBank genome assembly
AUGGGAGAAGGGGAUGGAAUCUGGGAGAAGGGGAUGGAAUCUGGGAGAAGGGGAUGGAAUCAGGGAGAAGGGGAUGGAACUUGGGAGAAGGGGAUGGAAUCUGGAGAAGGGGAUGGAAUCUGGGAGAAGGGGAUGGAAUUUGGGAGAAGGAGAUGGAAUCUGGGAGAAGGGCAUGGAAUCUGGGAGAAGGGCAUGGAAUCUGGGAGAACGGGAUGGAAUGUGGGAGACGGGGAUGGAAUCUGGGAGAAGGGGAUGGAAUCUGGGAGAAGGGGAUGGAAUCUGGGAGAAGGGGAUGGAAUCUGGGAGAAGGGGAUGGAAUCUGGGAGAAGGGGAUGGAAUUUGGGAGAAGGGGAUGGAAUCUGGGAGAAGGGGAUGGAAUAUGGGAGAAGGGGAUGGAAUCUGGGAGAAGGGGAUGGAAUCGGGGAGAAGCGGAUGGAAUCAGGGAGAAGGGGAUGGAAUUUGGGAGAAGGGGAUGGAAUCUGGGAGAAGGGGAUGGAUUCUGGGAGAAGGGGAUGGAAUUUGGGAGAAGGGGAUGGAAUAUGGGAUAAGGGGAUGGAAUCUGGGAGAAGGGGAUGGAAUCUGGGAGAAGGGGAUGGAAUUUGGGAGAAGGGGAUAGAACCUGGAGAAGGGGAUGAAAUCUGGGAGAAGGGGAUGGAAUCUGGGAGAAGGGGAUGGAAUUUGGGAGAAGGGGAUGGAAUUUGGGAGAAGGGGAUGGAAUCUGGGAGAAGGGGAUGGAAUCUGGGAGAAGGGGAUGGAAUCUGGGAGAAAGGGAUGGAAUCUGGGAGAAGGGGAUGGAAUCAGGGAGAAGGGGAUGGAAUCUGGGAGAAGGGGAUGGAAUCUAGGAGAAGGGGAUGGAAUCUGGGAGAAGGGGAUGGAAUCUGGGAGAAGUGGGGGAUGGACCCUGGGAGAAGGGGAUGGAAUCUGCGAGAAGGGGAUGGAAUCUGGGAGAAGGGGAUGGAAUCUAGGAGAAGGGGAUGGAAUCUAGGAGAAGGGGAUCGAAUAUGGGAGAAGGGGAUGGAAUCUGGGAGAAGGGGAUGGACCCUGGGAGAAGGGGAUGGAAUCUGGGAGAAGGGGAUGGACCCUGGGAGAAGGGGAUGGAAUCUGCGAGAAGGGGAUGGAAUCUGGGAGAAGGGGAUGGAAUCUAGGAGAAGUGGGUGGAAUCUGGGAGAAGGGGAUGGAAUCCGGGAGAAGGGGAUGGAAUCUGGGAGAAGGGGAUGGAAUCUGGGAGAAGGGGAUGGAAUCAGGGAGAAGGGGAUGGAAUUUGGGAGAAGGGGAUGGAAUCUAGAGAAGGGGAUGGAAUCUGGGAGAAGGGGAUGGAAUUUGGGAGAAGGAGAUGGAAUCUGGGAGAAGGGAAUGGAAUCUGGGAGAAGGGCAUGGAAUGUGGGAGAAGGGGAUGGAAUCUGGGAGAAGGGGAUGGAAUCUGGGAGAAGGGGAUGGAAUCUGGGAGAAGCGGAUGGAAUCUGGGAGAAGGGGAUGGAAUCUGGGAGAAGGGGAUGGAAUCUGGGAGAAGGGGAUAGAAUCAGGGAGAAGGGGAUGGAAUCUGGGAGAAGGGGAUGGAAUGAGAGAGAAGGGGAUGGAAUCGGGGAGAAGGGGAUGGAAUCUGGGAGAAGGGGAUGGAAUUUAGGAGAAGGGGAUGGAAUCUGGGAGAAGGGGAUGGAAUCUGGGAGAAGGGGAUGGAAUCAGGGAGAAGGGGAUGGAAUCUGGGAGAAAGGGAUGGAAUCUAGGAGAAGGGGAUGGAAUCUGGGAGAAGGGGAUGGAAUCUGGGAGAAGUGGGUGGAAUCUGGGAGAAGGGGAUGGAAUCCGGGAGAAGAAGAUGGAAUAUGGGAGAAGGGGAUGGAAUCUGGGAGAAGGGGAUGGAAUCUAGGAGAAGGGGAUGGAAUCUGGGAGAAGGGGAUGGAAUCUGGGAGAAGGGGAUGGAAUCUGGGAGAAGGGGUUGGAAUCUGGGAGAAGGGGAUGGAAUCCGGGAGAAGGGGAUGGAAUAUGGGAGAAGGGGAUGGAAUCUGGGAGAAGGGGAUGGAAUCUGGGAGAAGGGGAUGGAAUCAGGGAGAAGGGGAUGGAACUUGGGAGAAGGGGAUGGAAUCUGGAGAAGGGGAUGGAAUCUGGGAGAAGGGGAUGGAAUUUGGGAGAAGGAGAUGGAAUCUGGGAGAAGGGCAUGGAAUCUGGGAGAAGGGCAUGGAAUCUGGGAGAACGGGAUGGAAUGUGGGAGAAGGGGAUGGAAUCUGGGAGAAGGGGAUGGAAUCUGGGAGAAGGGGAUGGAAUCUGGGAGAAGGGGAUGGAAUCUGGGAGAAGGGGAUGGAAUCUGGGAGAAGGGGAUAG